Molecule: messenger RNA, 635 nt
Organism: Colletotrichum acutatum
Lineage: Eukaryota; Fungi; Ascomycota; Sordariomycetes; Glomerellales; Glomerellaceae
Product: transcription elongation factor spt-4
Exons: 3
Coding region: 172-543 (123 amino acids)
Biological process (GO): transcription elongation-coupled chromatin remodeling; regulation of transcription elongation by RNA polymerase II
Cellular component (GO): nucleus; DSIF complex
Molecular function (GO): RNA polymerase II complex binding; zinc ion binding
Source: RefSeq, a predicted model, not a curated record
CCAGCUGCUUGAGGAACUCCCAGCCAGAGCCUCUCUUCCGCCAGAAACACCAUUGAUGAAGCGUUAGCUUUUGCGACUUUCACCCUCACUCUUUCGACACAUUUCUCAACCGCCUGCAUUCUCUCAGAAACCGAAAACAAAGUCCCCAAUCGGAAAGAAAAUCUCGAAAAAAUGUCGGCCGAUAACUUCGUCGCGCCUGGUCAGCAGCGCUACCUCCGCGCCUGCAUGGUCUGCUCCAUCGUCAUGACAUACUCUCGCUUCCGCGACGAAGGCUGCCCCAACUGCGAAGACUUCCUCCACAUGGCCGGCUCCCAGGACCAGAUCGAGAGCUGCACGUCACAGGUCUUUGAGGGCCUCAUCACCCUCUCGAACCCGAAGCGCUCCUGGGUGGCAAAGUGGCAGCGUCUGGAUAACUACGUGAGGGGCGUCUACGCGAUCAAGGUCUCGGGUCAGCUGCCUGACGAGAUUCGCAACACGCUCGAGGAGGAGUACAGAAUACACUAUAUUCCGCGCGACGGAACGGAGACGGAGGUUGAUGCUUAAGAUUGGCUACGAGCUUUCGAAGAAUGUGUUUUUGACAUACAAGGCGUUUUACGGGGAGUCAAAUAAGGUCGGCAAGGAGUCAGGGAAGACUC